This is a messenger RNA of Anneissia japonica, 1632 nucleotides long. RefSeq names its product G-protein coupled receptor 161-like. Bases 425 to 1366 code for a protein of 313 amino acids. The transcript has a single exon. Gene Ontology annotation, cellular component: membrane. NCBI's taxonomy places the organism in Eukaryota, Metazoa, Echinodermata, Crinoidea, Comatulida, Comatulidae. Gene Ontology annotation, biological process: G protein-coupled receptor signaling pathway. The record is from RefSeq and is a predicted model, not a curated record. Gene Ontology annotation, molecular function: G protein-coupled receptor activity.
CAUUUCACUUUGUAAUUUAUUGAACUCACGUAAAAUAACCUCCAAGUAGUUGGACAGUCUGAUACAUAUUUGUCGUUGUGUCUGUCUGUCUGAUUGACUUAUUUACUUACCGACCGAUCGACCAGGUGACUGACAGACUGAAUGACCGAAGACUAACCAAUCGGUUGACGAUAAAAUCAAAAUGUAUAUAUCGCCACCACAGUCUGAUUGGUGACUUGAAGAUCCUCUUCCUGUUCUAUUUAAUCGAUCCCGGAACAACAAAUAUUGUUAUCGUUUAAGUUUAUGUAGGUAGUAAGUUAAUUCAUUAUGUUGCCUGGAGAAUGGAAACGUUAUUGUGAAAAUCACCUGACUAUGAUGUCUCAGUGAAUUUUGUUAGCAUGCUAUAUUCAAUGAAUAUAACACAUUGUUAGAGACAAUUUAGAAGAUGAAUACCACGGACUUGGAAUCUUCUUCACUAGUGACUAUUGUCUUCAGGACAGUGAUUAUGAUCAUAAUUAUGGUGUUGGCCCUCGUGGGUAAUUCGAUAACACUUGCAAUAUUGUACAAAAAGGAAUCGCUUCGCACAAAAACAUCUGUGUUUGUUGCUAACCUCGCGAUUGCAGACUUAUUGAACGGACUACUGGUUAUGCCUGUGAUUCUCAGUGCCUCUAUUGCUAACAACUGGCCAUUUGGAAAUGCAUUUUGUCAAGUAUCUGCAGUCAUUACUGUACAACUUUGUUUAACAAGCAUUUCGACGUUAUGCGCAGUAGCAAUUGAACGGUAUCACUCUAUCGUCAAUCCAAUGGUUUAUGAAUCCAAAAUGUGUAAACGGAACGUCAUUUUUCUCUUAAGUUGGACUUGGAUCCAGCCAUUCGUAUUUUCGAUGUUGCCAAUUUUAGGCUGGGGAAAAUAUGUUUACGUACCGUACAUAUUUACAUGUAUAACUCCGUGGGGAGAUGAUACAGCCUUUACUGUAGUUUUAUUCCUUGUUUGUAUGUUUAUUCCAUAUGUUAUAACAGUAAAAGUAUAUUAUCAUAUAGGUAGGCUAACUUUUAGACUCCUAAAACGUGUGAAUAACGCCGUAUCAACCGGUACAUCGGGACCGAUUUGUUACGGUUCCCCGAAGAGAUCCGACGUGAAAUCUGCCUCGGUGUUUGCCAUCGUACUUGGCACAUUCACAAUUUGUUGGCUUCCUUACCAGAUUAUUAUGAUCUGUCAACUGUUUAAUAUAACUUUACCAAACUGGUAUUUUACCGUUGCAGCAUGGCUAGCGGUAAUGAAUUCAUCCUGCAAUCCCAUUAUCUACUGUUUGAUGAAUCGACAAUACAGAGAUGGAUUUAAGGAACUUAUACGAAGGCAUCGUUUACAAUACACUUACGAUAAAUGAUUAAUUUUGCCUUGCAUGAUAUGUACUUCAAAUGCAAGCGACAUAGACCUACAAGUUUAUUCAGAUAAUUAUAACAUGUCACUGUUUGCAAUUUAACCGCCUUGAACAAUCACCUUUACAUGGAUAAGAGCUUAAUUAUAAGUACAUAGAUUGAUUGCAGCACAGUAUUAGGCCUAUUAUUUUUAAAUGCGUUUUAUUAUUGAACGAUAAUUUGAAAUUCAUUAUUUUAUUACGCAGUACAGUACUAUUAUUUUUAAAUACUUUUA